Molecule: messenger RNA, 168 nt
Organism: Candida tropicalis MYA-3404
Lineage: Eukaryota; Fungi; Ascomycota; Pichiomycetes; Serinales; Debaryomycetaceae
Exons: 1
Coding region: 1-168 (55 amino acids)
Cellular component (GO): membrane
Source: RefSeq, a predicted model, not a curated record
AUGAGUGCCGAUAAAGUUAUUGAAGUUCUUCUUGCCAUUUUCAUUCCACCAGUUGCUGUUUUCAUGAAAUGUGGUGCUACUACACCAUUAUGGAUCAACUUGGUCUUGUGUCUUUUCAUUUAUUUCCCAGCUAUUUUACAUGCUUUGUAUAUUGUCUUGAAAGAUUAG